AUGGAUAUCUACCUGAUGAUUUGCCAUCAGAAGACAAUGAUCUUCACUGAUACCAAAGAGACAAUAACUGUGCAUGAGUUGAAGGAGCUGGUAGAGGAAAUACCGAAGAGGCCACCAGAGGAGCAGUGGCUUUACAAAGAUCAACAGCUGCUGGAUGAUGGUGAUAAGACUUUGCUAGACUGUAGUUUAAGCAGCCAUAUUCCUCACGUACCUGCCAUAGUAGGCUUGGCUUUGUUGAAACCUGGCAAUGGCUCCUUUGAGCUAUUGUGCAUUGACCUCUUCUCAAGCAGCUGAGAGCUACCAGAUAUCAUGAGGUCACAGGACUCUGUUAGCAGCUCUACUGAGCAAGCGUUAUGCUAA
Molecule: messenger RNA, 360 nt
Organism: Struthio camelus australis
Lineage: Eukaryota; Metazoa; Chordata; Aves; Struthioniformes; Struthionidae
Source: RefSeq, a predicted model, not a curated record